Messenger RNA from Moneuplotes crassus, 494 nucleotides. NCBI's taxonomy places the organism in Eukaryota, Ciliophora, Spirotrichea, Euplotida, Euplotidae. The record is from the annotation of a GenBank genome assembly.
AUGUUAACUAGAGGCAUUUACGACACAGAACAAGUCAAUUCAAAAGUCAAUACUGAUAAGAGAGAAUCCUUUAGCAUAAAUGAUGAGAAUACUCUUGAGAACCAGCUUAACACCGAUAGGAAGAGUAAAGCUCAUCAUAAAUAGGAACAAGAGCUCAAAAAUAGCUCCAUCAGAAAUGGCUAAAGACCCAACAUUAGAGAAUGCUCUUGCUGCUAAAAAUUUUGAAUUGGUAGAAAAUAGCAGCAUUCCAGUAGAGCUUACAUGUCAUUUCUGCAAAUAAAGAUGUUGUGACUGAGGUAAAGACAAGACUUUCGAAACGUCAAAAGUGAUAUUGAGUUUGCUUAGGGUUCCUUCUUAUGCCUUGAUUUUCUUGGAUACCAUGAGUAAUUUCUUCUUGAAGAGACCAUCAGCAUUUUUGUCCAAAAUGAACUAGAUACUUGGCAAGAUCUUAACUUGGUAUAAAUCGAUAACUGUUGAAUUCAAUUUCCAUGAAC